AGUUCAAGCAGUCCUCUCUGUUUCUGUUCCUGCUUGGAUACCGGGGUUGUUGGAUCCUUUUAGAGAUGUCAGAGCCGUGAGAAGAGGUGCUGUUGAUGUAAACUCCCUCUGCUGCAAUGUCAUCCUGCUCAUAGGACCCUCAUGACACACAGCAGCAUCAUGGUGGAUGUAGGCAAGUGGCCAAUAUUUACCUUACUGUCACCUCAAGAAAUAGCAUCCAUUCGGAAGGCGUGUGUGUUUGGAACAUCGGCCAAUGAAGCUAUUUACAUAACGCACAAUGAUGAGGUAUUUGUUUUUGGACUGAAUUGCAGUAAUUGUCUGGGAACUGGAGAUAAUCAGAGCACAAUAGUACCAAAGAAAUUAGAAGCCUUAUGUGGAAAGAAGAUCUCCAGUCUCAGUUAUGGAAGUGGACCCCAUGUUGUACUUUGUACUGAAGAUGGUGAAGUGUAUGCUUGGGGACAUAAUGGUUACAGUCAGCUUGGAAAUGGCACAACCAAUCAGGGCAUUACUCCUGUUCAAGUUUGCACAAAUCUGUUAAUAAAGAAAGUGGUGGAAGUAGCUUGUGGCUCUCAUCAUUCCAUGGCGCUGUCGUUGGAUGGGGACCUGUAUGCUUGGGGCUAUAACAACUGUGGUCAAGUUGGAUCUGGAUCUACGGCAAACCAGCCAACUCCUCGCCGAGUUUCAAACUGUUUGCAGGGUAAAAUUGUAGUUGGCAUCGCUUGUGGUCAGACCUCCUCCAUGGCUGUAGUAAACAAUGGUGAGGUUUAUGGCUGGGGUUACAAUGGCAAUGGCCAGCUGGGGCUGGGAAACAACGGCAAUCAACUCACACCCUGCAGAGUGGCAGCGCUGCACAGUGUGUGCGUGCUCCAGAUUGCCUGUGGCUAUGCGCACACACUAGCACUAACAGAUGAGGGUUUGCUCUAUGCCUGGGGAGCUAACACUUACGGGCAGCUGGGAACUGGCAAUAAAAGUAACCAGCUAAGCCCGGUGCAGAUCAUGAUGGAAAAAGAAAGGGUUGUGGAGAUUGCAGCCUGCCACUCUGCUCACACAUCAGCUGCCAAGACCCAGAGUGGCCAGGUGUACAUGUGGGGCCAGUGCCGAGGGCAGUCCGUGACCUUCCCCCACCUCACCCACUUUGCCUGCACUGACGAUGUGUUUGCUUGCUUUGCUACCCCUGCCGUUAUGUGGCGUCUGCUGUCAGUAGAGCAUGAAGACUUUUUAACAGUAGCAGAGUCUCUGAAGAAAGAGUUUGACAGCCCGGAAACCUCAGAUCUAAAGUUCCGUGUGGAUGGAAAGUACAUCUAUGUCCACAAAGCUGUUCUGAAAAUCAGGUGUGAACACUUCAGAACAAUGUUCCAGUCAUACUGGAAUGAGGAUAUGAAGGAAGUGAUAGAAAUAGACCAGUUUUCUUAUCCUGUGUAUCGUGCCUUUCUUGAGUACUUGUAUACAGACAGUGUUGACCUUCCGCCUGAAGAUGCAAUAGGGCUUUUGGAUUUGGCUACUUCGUACUGUGAAAACAGACUGAAAAAACUGUGUCAGCACAUCAUCAAGAGAGGAAUUACUGUGGAAAAUGCAUUUUCAUUGCUCUCUGCUGCUGUGAGAUAUGAUGCAGAGGACCUAGAGGAAUUCUGCUUUAAGUUUUGUGUCAAUCAUUUGACAGAAGUGACACAAACUACAGCAUUUUGGCAAAUGGAUGGUCCACUGCUAAAGGAAUUCAUUGCUAAAGCCAGUAAAUGUGGAGCCUUUAAGAACUGACAUGGGGCUGUAAGUUACGGUGCUGGUAGGGAGGUUUUUUGCAGUUACAGGAGGAUGCCAUAACUGUACGGGUACAGCAAGCAUUAUGUGGUCUCUUGCACCAGAAGACGUGAAAGGCCACUGUGAAAACAAAUGUUUUCAGUGCUCCAGAGCGAACUGAUGUACAAAUGUCAAGGAAAAUAUUCACCUUCAUUUAACCAAGUUGGAUGGUGGAACCAGCUCGAGAUUUGAGACAGGAAAUGCUGCGGUAUGCAAAGGACACUGGCCGGUGUUAUGGACUUACCUUUCUAGCCUAGGAAAUCUCAGUUCCAGCACUGCCUGCUCCUGUGUUCGGUUUACGUUUUGGGGUCGGAGCCACUGAAUGAUGUCACUUAAAUCAUUAACUCCCUGGGAUUAUAGAGAAGCAAAUGGCAUGGUUAUUUCUUACUGCAUUUGCAUGAUAUUGAAUGAAUUGACCAUUUGCUGUGUGUAAUCAACCAAGUGUAUCCAGUGCUUAAAGUGUGCAAAAAUAAUGUAUCCUCAAAGCCUAGGCAAGUGACUUUUGAGGAAAGGAGUUACUAGCAAAACUAAUUGGGAGUAAAUCUCUAUAUUUGGGUAUAUUUUAAUAUAAGUUGUAAUAUGUACUUUGUGUAAUCUGUUCAAGCAAUAUUUAUAAUGCUUAAUGGAAAUAAUUCCCUCUUGAGUGACUUCAGAUUACAUUGGUUCCCUCAGAGGGGAAGGGAUAUACUGUACUGAAAGUUGGGUGGGGUUUUGCUUUUAAGUACUGUCUAAAUUUAAACUACAUGUAAUAAAAUUUAAUUUUUUUGGUACCUGUU
Manacus vitellinus (golden-collared manakin) is the source of this 2570-nucleotide messenger RNA. RefSeq names its product RCC1 and BTB domain containing protein 1 (gene RCBTB1). Gene Ontology annotation, molecular function: protein binding. Lineage: Eukaryota; Metazoa; Chordata; Aves; Passeriformes; Pipridae. The coding region runs from base 142 to 1755 and encodes 537 amino acids. The record is from RefSeq and is a predicted model, not a curated record. The transcript is spliced from 12 exons.